Molecule: messenger RNA, 1047 nt
Organism: Endocarpon pusillum Z07020
Lineage: Eukaryota; Fungi; Ascomycota; Eurotiomycetes; Verrucariales; Verrucariaceae
Exons: 2
Coding region: 1-1047 (348 amino acids)
Source: RefSeq, a predicted model, not a curated record
AUGUUCCUUUUAACCUCACACAGGGUGGUCAAUACUAUUAUAGCUCUGUCGUUCUCCUUUUAUGUCUCUGCCGAUUGGUUCACGAAUCCUCCCAGCUUUUUGAAGCCCGAGUUAGAUGCGACGGACAAUCAGAAGCUUCUGGACCUUAGCACCACCUUCACGCUUGGAGAAACGGUUGUGAUUUCGUGGAAUGUCCCGUUCUCCACUGUGCCUUAUGUCUCCUUGGCAUUGCACCAUUUUGAUGUCAGGAGGGAUAUCGUCCUCAAUGUGUUUAUAUCAAACGACCCGAACGAGGGAAGUUACAUCUGGACUAUUGGCGAUAAUGAUAAGAUCACCGAGGAAGAAUUAGCUAUUAGCCCAAACUUUAGCUUCCGACUCCUUGACGUCUCUGGUACACAUACUUCGACGGGUAAUCCUCCAGGCUUCGUGGACCAUACUUUAACUAGCCGAGGGUUUGUUAUCAAAUCAAAUCGAACGGCUUCAACGAGCACUUCGAUUUCGGUUUCAUCCACAAGUGGGCUCUUAAGUGAGCCCAUAAGUGAGCCCAUAAGUGAGCCCUCAAGCGAGCCCACAAGUGAGCCCACAGGCGAGUCCUCAAGUGAGCCCACAAGUGAGUCCACAAGUGAGUCCACAAGUGAGUCCACAAGUGAGUCCACAAGUGAGCCCACAAGUGAGCCCACAAGUGAGUCCUCAACAACUACAUCCGCUAUAUCGAACACCGUCUCGACGGUGAGCAGCCUCGCCGCAUCGCCUACGCAAUCGACAGCAACAACCUCCCCAUCUGGCCAUACUACGGGAGAUAAGGUCGCCAUAACCCUCGGUGCCUUCUGGGCCCUCCUUGUCGGCCUGUUGUUGUAUCUUUACUUCCAACAUCGAAGCCAGCAGAAGCACCGUGCACAAAACUCGAACGUUGAAGGAUUCAGUGGCCUGAAGCCAGAACUUGAAGGCAAGGGCGUGGCCUUUAUUGUACCAAAGCCAGACGUUCACACUGCUGAGCUCCCAGAUAAUAACCUUGAAACUCCCACUGCGGAGCUUAACCGAGUAUAG